GAAACUGGGUUUGGGCCGUUGGGCUUUUCUUUGACCCAUCAGUUUCUGUUUUAAGCCCAAAAAAAUAAUCAAACCCUACUUCUAAUUAGGGUUUUUUAUUGCCCCCUUCGCAUCGCAUCUUACUCGUUUUCACCUUCUUGCCCAAAUCACAGAGUAAAAAUGGUGGAGAAAACUAAAGGUAGAAAGGAAGAGGUUGUGACUAGAGAGUACACCAUCAACCUCCACAAACGCCUUCAUGGAUGCACAUUCAAGAAGAAGGCACCAAAGGCAAUUAAGGAGAUCAAGAAGUUUGCACAGAAUGCAAUGGGGACAACAGAUGUGAGAGUGGAUGUGAAGCUGAACAAGUAUGUAUGGAGCAGAGGAAUCAGAAGUGUUCCGAGGAGGGUUAGGGUUAGGAUUGCUAGGAAGAGGAAUGAUGACGAGGAUGCUAAGGAGGAACUUUACUCGCUUGUAACGGUUGCGGAGAUCCCUGCAGAAGGGCUCAAGGGACUUGGCACUAAGAUCAUUGAUGAUGAAGAUUGAUUUGUUGAGUCUAGUCUUUUUGAUAUAUCGAGGGGAGUUUAGUUUUCGAUCCUUGUUUGGUUUUUACUAUCUACAUUUUGUCAAAGAUUUAACUUUCGAUGUUUUUGAUUUGAUGGGUUACUGUUCUCGUAUGA
Molecule: messenger RNA, 656 nt
Organism: Helianthus annuus (common sunflower)
Lineage: Eukaryota; Viridiplantae; Streptophyta; Magnoliopsida; Asterales; Asteraceae
Product: 60S ribosomal protein L31
Exons: 3
Coding region: 160-522 (120 amino acids)
Biological process (GO): cytoplasmic translation
Cellular component (GO): ribosome; cytosolic large ribosomal subunit
Molecular function (GO): structural constituent of ribosome
Source: RefSeq, a predicted model, not a curated record